Cinara cedri is the source of this 3857-nucleotide messenger RNA. The record is from the annotation of a GenBank genome assembly. NCBI's taxonomy places the organism in Eukaryota, Metazoa, Arthropoda, Insecta, Hemiptera, Aphididae.
CGUUUGAAACCGAACAUUACUACACGCGUACCUAAUAUAAAACCAUUAUGAUAAAAUCGACGGGACGAACGAUAUCCGCGAGCAUCGCGAUUAUUAUCACGUGUUUAAAGCUUACACGGGCCUUGGAGUUGGCCGUCCCUAAACCCGAUACAGUGUUCGUACCCGUGCCGUACGAUCUUCUCGAAAACGUCCAAUGGAUGAUGGGCGAUCCCGGCAAAAUGCAUUCGACGUGCGGCACGUUCGAUACGUACAAGGAGCACACGUCAAAACUCGAACAAGUAAAACAAACAAAAUUAAAAAUUAAUACAAUUAAAAAAAAACAAAUAAAAAAAACACGUAUUUUUGUGACUCGAGUUUAUCGGAAACGUAUUUAUGUUCAAGAUUGUCGGUCGAUGGUAUACCAUGUACAUGUCGAACAUUCCAAUAGAGACAGAUUACUGCAGUCAGUUUUCAAGUAAAUAUUAUGUGUACUAUAACAGUUGCGUGCCCGUCAUACACGAUGAGCUAUAACGGUUAUUAAAAUUUUUUAAAGGGCUAGUGUUUUGAUUCCAAAUGCUGAAAAUCGUUUUAGCCAAAGUCCUAUUUAGUUUUUAACAUUUAAACAAUCAUUAUUACACGUACGGAAAUUGCGCGUUGACUUCCGGAUGGAUUGAAAUAUAGACGAUUAAUGAUAAAGCGGCGAAAAAUAACUAUUGUACGUCAAUCGCAUUCAUCUGAUAAAAGCGGACCCCGACGACGAAUAGACUGUUGAUGUGCAUUUAUUAUUUAGAAUAAUGGGUAAACUAUGAUAGUCGCACGGGCGCAUUACAGUCGUAAUUACUUGACACAAACGAUUAAUCGUCGCGUACAGACUAUACGUAAAACCGUAUACAAUAUCAUGCCUUCCCGGCAGUACUCGCCGAUAUUUAACAUAAGAUAUAAAUUAAGGGAUUCGCAUCCAAUAUAUGUAUUUAUUUAACCGGCGGUAUAAUGAUACAACACACUGAUAAUAUUAUAAUCGAAAUUUACACGAGUUCGGAUGCAACGUCAAACGCGUCAUAAUGUCUGAUUGCACUGAGCUUCGGUGCUGAAAUCGUAGGUAUAAAUAUCUAAAGGUCGAUUAAAUUACGGUAAAUUUAUCAUAAUAAUACACCCGAGCGUGUACGUGUUAAUUUCUAUAACAAUGUUUAAGUCACACUCGACUCGCGUAAUCCUCUUAUCUUCCCGUGUCCCCCAUCGUAAAUCGGGUGAGGCCUUAUUUAAACGUGCAGUGGGUUUUGUAAAUUAUAUAAUGGAUAUUUAUUCUUCGUUUCAUUACCGUUCGUAUUCGUCGUUUUCGCGGCGAUUCAUUUUAAAUCUUGUUUGGCUAUGCGAGUUUCGAUGUGUUAUGCAGCUACGCAAGUGCCCGUGUAUAUUGUAAUACUAUUGUUUAGUUAUAAUUUACUAACGGACUGUAUAGGAAAAAAAAAAAAAUAAAGUAAUUAAUUUAAUACAAAAUAAAAUUAAAAUAAUUACACGUCACAUGGUACAAACAAAUUAAUAAACUGUUAUAUUGUAGACGUACAACUGCCGUGCGGAUGUCUCGGGAUUGACUUUACAACGGCAUUAGGAGAAGGCCUUGUUUCGUUUGUCAUGUUUUCAUCGAACACCGCGUAGGUCAUUACAAACGCGCAGUGGCGGAUUUACGAGGGGUUCAGGGGGGUCUACUCCCCCCACCCCCUCGACACUGAUAUGAUUUCAUUAAACGUCGUUCAGAAAACAGUCAUCUGUUAAUAGAGACACCAUUAAAAUACGUAUGGUUUUUCAGAACUCCUGCCAGAGGAAUCCGCCACUGCAAAUGCGAUACUCAGCUAUGGUAUAUCAAGUAUUAUUUUUGAUUGAAAAUAUUAAAAACCGUGAUUUUAGAGAGAUGGCGGUGACUUACGAAAUAAUUGCGGCUUCGGUUAUCGGCAAAAACCAAUUAAACUUCAAUCAAUUAGUCAUGCGCAGUAAAUAUCAGUGAUCGUCAUUUUCAGUUCUCGACACGUUUGAUGUUUCUGUAAUAAUAAUAUACGUAUGAAAUAUUGUUUGUUUAUAGCUAUUGUUGUACAUCCCAACGCGACGAUAUUGGGCAAAGGAGGUCGGUAAUAAAACAUAGAUAACAUGUGAGGAAUGGAUAGAACAUGCCCACACUAAUCUCAAGAGAGGCUCAGUCCCCGGAACGGCAGCCACCUGAGGCCAAUUAUUAUCAAAUCAAUUGUAGUACGUGCGCUCCUAGCGUUUCCGCGGUCCAUAUACAUACUUUACUUGAAAUUUAGAAUAGACGAAUCUAUUCAGUGAGAAAAAUCGUAGUUUUUAAAUUAUCGAUUGUUUCCAAUUAACUUGCAGUCAAAUUUUAAUUCUAAAAGAACGAAGCGCAAAUUAUUUGUGUCACGGAAAUGAAAAAUAAGCCUCGGCUUCUAAUCGUUUUUACAAACUAAACAUUUUAAACCAUGCCCUAUCCAUUUCUUUAUUGUCUAUGACAAUAACACACACAGGGGGAAUUUUUUAUUUUACCAUGAACAGGCGAUUAUUCGCGAAGAUAUCGAAUACAAUUUAUUUUGGAAUUUUUGUUUUAGUCAUUGCGUACAAUUUCGCAACGAUCUCAAUAAAAAUAUUUUUAAAAUGUUCGCCUUCUAGUCUCAUGCGUACAUCAUAAAUACAUAUUACGAUACGUGUCGAUUUUUGAUUUGCAUAUCAAUUUUUCAAAUUAAAUUCAAACGGACAAUUAAGAGAACUGGAUCAAUAACUCAUUUCGAAUUAUCAAUAAUUAGAUAAUAAUAAUCUUACGUCUCUGUCCUACACUCCGGUUCAAAUGUAACCGUUGGCCGCGGUCACGGUGCAUAUCCGAUGUCACUGUUCGGCAUCUUAUAAACACGUGUAGACUGCAUACAAUAUGUUUUCGUUUCGGAAAGUGGUUUCAAAAGAGGCGAGGGAAGGGGGCGGUAUUUUAAAACCGAAAGUCGAUAUGUGCUUAUGAUGCAUUGCGAAAUAGGGGCGACAUUUCGAAAACAAUAUUGUGAAUUCGAUUGUGAAAAGAUUUUGUACUACGACGGAGAAAAAUUCCGAAAUAAAUUUCAGUAAAAUACAUAAUCGCUUGUUAAUGAUACGACAAAAAAAAAAAAAAAUAGUAUACGCACGAUAGUAUUAUUAUUUAACUCGGCGGGUUAUUUCAUCGCAAACAUCAUGUUACCGGUUGUCGAUAAAACUGUUAUAAUAUUGUUAUUGUCUUCAGCGUAUUUAAUACCGAGCGGUGCGAUCGUCGAUACCGACCAUUUUCAAUCGUACAUCAUUCUACUGCUGUGCAAAGAAGGUAUUUGGAAACCCCCCCCCCAUUUAAAUACGAUAAUUUUUAAGCAAAAUAACGCGCCGACGCAUUAGAAAAUAUAAACAUUUUUUUUUUUUUUUUUUUUACAGGGGGCUUACAGCCAAUUGUUAUGGUUCUCGUUAACGCGCUCCCCAUGGCCGACGAUAUCACGGAGAAGGUUUUUCAAUAUUUAAAAGACAACCGUCUAGACACUAAAUUAUUAAAAGUUUACGAUCAGGAUUGUCGAUACGCCAGGAACAUCGUCGGAUUAUAUAAUUAGGAAUAAUGUUUAAUUAUUUUUUUUUCUCCUUUUAAUAUUAAUGAUAGUAACAAAAAAAAAAACAAAAAAUGUAAAAGAAAUGCUUAUGCCACCGUUGUUUGCUCGUCGUAAACGGUUCGUUCUGAAUAAAUCGCAUUAUAAUUGGAAUAAUUGUUAAAAUAUUCUGAGUUUUAUCAAAACGUGUUUGAAUAUAAAAAUUGUAUUAAGUACCUAAGAUUCGAACCAAUUUUUUUAAUUUUUUUUUUUUUUUUAAUUUAUAUUAUAAUAAUAAAG